AUGUUGGAAAUGUUCGGACACAAGAAACAACCCACGGUCACCUUGUCGAAUGGAGUCGAAAUGCCACUGCUCGGAUUUGGCACCUGGCAGUCAAACGAUGAGGCCGGGAAAGAGGCGGUGAAAGAAGCGGUGCGAGCCGGCUAUCGACUCAUCGACACGGCGUCGAUCUAUGAAAAUGAGGGAAUGAUCGGACAAGCAUUACAGGAACUUUAUGAUGAGGGAGUCGUGAAACGUGAGGACAUCUUCAUCACGACAAAGCUUUGGAUCGAGAAAGCCCAUCCGGAUAAACACUUGGCGGCAAUCGAGAACGCAUUACAACUACUCGGCACCUCCUAUGUUGAUCUCUUCUUGAUGCACAUGCCACCAUUGAUGCACGAUGAUCUGGCGAUUGAGGAUGUGUGGCAAGGAAUCGAGCGUCUCUACGAUUUGGGGCUUACCCGAGCGAUCGGCGUCUCGAAUUGCAGCUUCAAGCAAAUGGAGCGCAUUCGGAAAAUUGCCAAGACUCCUAUUCACAACACUCAGAACGAAUGUCACGUUUAUUUCCCUUGCCAUGAUCUGCAAGCUUACUGUAAACUGCAUAACAUCUCGUUGACUAGUUAUGCAACUCUUGGAUCGGCAAAUAGAGAGGCGUUCCAAAUGUUCAAAUGGGUGAAAGGCAACCCAUCUCCAUUGGCCAAUCCAACAGUGCAACUGAUCGCUGAACGACACGGGAAAAGUCCAGCUCAAGUUCUCCUUCGCUACAUGCUUGAACGCGGUAUCGCCACUAUUCCAAAAGCAUCCACACCGCAACGAAUUCGGGAGAAUAUUGAUAUCCUCGAUUUCCAUCUAUCCACAGAGGAGGUGAAGAAGCUCGGCUCACUGAAGGAGCACAUUCGCUAUUUUGUUUUUCAAGAAUUCAAAGAUCACCCCGAGUACCCAUUCCAUCAAUGCGGAGCCGCUCGUCAAGCCAUUGAUGCAAUGAAUGGAUAU
Messenger RNA from Mesorhabditis belari, 969 nucleotides. NCBI's taxonomy places the organism in Eukaryota, Metazoa, Nematoda, Chromadorea, Rhabditida, Rhabditidae. The record is from the annotation of a GenBank genome assembly.